CAGGAAGAGUAUGUUUCUCUAUGCGGUGCUGCAUGCGCCUGACCCUGGACGCCGUGUGCCUGACCUCAUUCCCCCGUCCUUGUAGCGUCGUCUCCAUCAGCGGUAUCGUUACUGACCCGUUGAUACCUCUCCGCCGUGUCCCUGUUGCCGCUGGAAAGGCGAGACGUCCUGGCCAGCACCCGGUGAAAUGGCCAGGGAUUUGCACACUUUGCAAUUCGCGUUGGCGUGCGUCGCUCCAUCCGGUUGCAUCCAGGCCGUCACAAUCCAACUCGCCCAGUCGGAGCGCGACCGUCUCCGUUCCUCCACCGGUAGCACGGCCAACAGCUUGUGCUUCUUCGUGCUGGACCCGGACCGUCACCCGUCGAUCUCUGUCAUGGCCUCCCCACACUCGACACCCUACGCAGCGAUGGACUCGCUGGAAACUGGGGGCAAGCCCGAGCCGUCCUACCAGCACAUCUCCAACCCGUGCGUGCUCAGUUGGAACAACCUCAGCUACGGAGUGGCCACCCGCAAGACGGCCGACGAUCCUAAAGGCAAGAAGACCAUCCUGAACAACGUCAGCGGUCGAUGCGCACCCGGAGAACUCACGGCCAUCAUGGGCCCAUCCGGAUCAGGCAAAACCACGCUCGUUGAUCUACUGGCCGACCGCAUCAGCUCUGGAGAGGUAACAGGCGACAUCGAGCUCAACGGUGAGGCCCGCGUGGCCAAGACGUUCCGGGCCGUAACCAGUUACGUGGCUCAGGAGGACUCGCUGCUCGGUUCCUUCACGGUAUUAGAAACCAUGCGCAUGGCCGCCAAGCUCAGUCUCCCCAACAGCGUCACGUCCAAACAGAUCGAGACUCGCGUGGACGACGUGGUGGAGGCCAUGGGUCUGGCCACGUGCCGCCACACUCUGGUAGGCGACAUCUUCCGCAAGGGUCUAUCGGGUGGCCAAAAGCGCCGCCUCAGUAUCGCCAUCGAGCUGCUGUCGAACCCGAGCAUCCUGAUCCUGGACGAGCCCACGAGUGGCCUGGAUUCCAGCGCCACGCACAACGUCAUGAAGUUCAUUGUGAAGCUGUGCGCCGAGGGCAAAACCAUCGUGUGCACGAUCCACCAGCCGUCGUCGCUGGUGUACGACAUGUUCACGAACGUGGUGGUGCUGUCGGCCGGCCAGACCGUGUACUGCGGUCCCCGUCGUCUGAUGAUCCCGCACUUCGCGUUGGCUGGUCACGACUGCCCCACGUAUAUGAACCCGGCCGAGUACUUUAUCAGUCUGGUGAACACGGACUUCGAGGACCACGCGGACGUGCCCAAACUGGUGCAGUCGUACGCACAGAGCGAGAUCCGUAAGGAGCUGAGCAACCGCAUCGAGAGCGACCGCAAGACGCUGCAGCAUCUGCCGGAUAUCGAGCAGCCGUCGCCAUCGUCGCUGCGCCAAUCGCAUUGGGUGCCGGUGUGUUCGGUAUGUUCAUGCUAUGCGAGGGUUUCAUGGUUCCUCGAGACUCGAUCCCGGACUACUGGAUCUGGGGCUACUACCUGGCGUUCCACUCGUACUCGUUCGAGUCAUUUGUGUUCAAGCAAUUUGAGAACGAGACAUCGGACGCGGCUAAGGGGAUCCUGACGAAGUACGGCAUGGAGGACGUGGACGUCACGCGUGACAUGCUUCUGUUGAUCGUGUACAUUGUGGGGUUCCAGGCCAUUUUUGCAGCCAUCUUGUGGAAAUUCCACACAGGCCGCCGUUGAGCGAGAUAGUUUAGUCAGGCAGUAUGACUCGACGUUGUGGUGAUCCAUUGAACGUAAGAUAUGCUUUAUUAUUCUUGGCCUGGUGUAUUGAAGCUUGGUUCCCUUGAAUGGACGCAAGUGCGUACAUAAGAUUUUUUAUGUUGUACUCACCAUGUCAUCGUACAAUUUGAACAGAUGGCCCUGGACGACC
This is a messenger RNA of Phytophthora nicotianae INRA-310, 1912 nucleotides long. RefSeq lists its product as hypothetical. Bases 188 to 1600 code for a protein of 470 amino acids. NCBI's taxonomy places the organism in Eukaryota, Oomycota, Peronosporomycetes, Peronosporales, Peronosporaceae. The record is from RefSeq and is a predicted model, not a curated record. Gene Ontology annotation, molecular function: ABC-type transporter activity; ATP hydrolysis activity; ATP binding. The transcript has 2 exons.